Messenger RNA from Cajanus cajan (pigeon pea), 925 nucleotides. Its product is annotated as Lactoylglutathione lyase / glyoxalase I family protein. Lineage: Eukaryota; Viridiplantae; Streptophyta; Magnoliopsida; Fabales; Fabaceae. The record is from RefSeq and is a predicted model, not a curated record.
ACCAUUUCUUCCUUCACGCUCAAUUCAUUUUUCUCAACUCUCUCUCCUAGGGUUAGGGUUUUUGUCUCUCUCUGUGGCUUGUUUCCUAUGGCUCAAGAACCUCAAAACGGUGCGUCGGAGAAUGUGGCUGCUGCUGCGGUGUCGUUUCUCGCUGUGAAGCCGCAGCUCCUCGUGGAAGCUCCCAAGGCGAACGACGCCGUUCUGUUCUACAAGGCCGCGUUUGGCGCCGAAGAAGUUGGCCGUACGCUCAACCCUAAGCGCAAAGCGGACCACGAGCUUCCUCUCAUACUCUCAGCAGAGCUCAAAAUCGGUGGCUCCACCAUUCUCGUUGCUGACCUCGCUGUUGACUCUGCUUCACCGGUUAAGUCCGGGUCAAACGGUGUCGUUUUGUGCUUGGAGACGGAGGACGUUGAAGGGGCCAUCGCCAAGGCGGUGAGCGCUGGGGCGGUUGCGGAAGGUGAAGUGACGGAGGGUGAAGGCGCGUGCUGCGGUGGGCGCGUGGGGAAGGUGAAGGACCCGUACGGUUUUGUUUGGGUCUUCUCUUCUCCCGGGAAGAAAUCUGCUGAUGUGGAGGCUUAAUGACCGUUCAGAUCUCUUGAUGUUGGUCUGACUGUUUGAUUUUCAGUUUGUUUUAGUUGUAGCAGUGAUGAUUAUUAUUAGGGGAGGGAGCCACGUGUCCCGUUAAGAAGACAGUAUUUAGGAUUUAAGUGGAUUACUAUUAAUCUAAUCCCGUUAAGAAGACAGUAUUUUAGGAUUUAAGUGGAUUACUAUUAAUCUAAUCGAAUGGUUAUUUUGUUUCCUUAUUUUGAGCAUAUUGGCAUGGUCGCCCUUGCUUUUUCAUUAUGAAUGUCUAAACUAGACACAUGUGGAAGAAGUACUUGUCUUGUCUCUUGAAUGCAGGCUGUAGUAUGCCAUCUUUAUUUUA